Molecule: messenger RNA, 2427 nt
Organism: Oreochromis niloticus (Nile tilapia)
Lineage: Eukaryota; Metazoa; Chordata; Actinopteri; Cichliformes; Cichlidae
Product: nuclear factor 7, ovary-like
Exons: 1
Coding region: 2-1387 (461 amino acids)
Molecular function (GO): protein binding; zinc ion binding
Source: RefSeq, a predicted model, not a curated record
AAUGGCUUCCAGAUCAGAGGAGGAUCUCUGCUGUCCGGUCUGUCAGCAGGUCUUCAUAGAUCCUGUUCUUCUGUCAUGUAGCCACAGCUUCUGUAAAGACUGUCUGAAGAGAUGGUGGAGAGAGAGACCAACACGCGAGUGUCCACUUUGUAAGAAAAUAUCAGAGUAUGAUCCAUCUUUAAACCUGGACUUACAGAACCUGUGUGAGUCAUUCUUACGGGAGAGAGAUCAGAGAGCUUCAGAGGCUCUCUGCAGUCUGCACUCUGAGAAACUCAAACUCUUCUGUCUGGACCAUCAGCAGCCAGUGUGUGUCGUCUGCAGAGACUCAGAAAAACACGCCAAUCACAGAUUCAGACAGAUCCAUGAAGCUGCACAACAACACAAGAAGGAACUUCAGGAAACUCUGGAGCCCUUAAAGAAGAAGUUAAAGGUUUGUGAAGAGGAUGAAGUGAAGUUUCAUCAAACAGCAAAACACAUUAAGGUCCAGGCCCGACACACAGAGAGGCAGAUUAAAGAGCAGUUUAAGAAGCUUCACCAGUUUCUAGCAGAGGAAGAGGAGGUCAGGCUGGCUGCACUGAGGGAGGAAGAGGAGCAGAAGAGUGGGAUGAUGAAGGAGAAGAUGGAGGCUCUGAGCAGAGAGAUAGCAGCUCUUUCAGACACAGUCAGAGCCACAGAGGAGGAGCUGAGAGCUGAAGACGUCUCAUUCCUGCACAACUACAAGGCUGCAGUGGAAAGAGUCCAGCGCUGCCCCCUGCUGGAUGAUCCACAGCUGCCCUCAGGAGCUCUGAUAGACCAGGCCAAACACCUGGGCAACCUGACCUUCAACAUCUGGAACAACAUGAAGGACAUGGUGUCCUACACUCCUCUCAUUCUGGACCCAAACACUGCUCAUCCAGACCUCUUCCUGUCUGAAGAUCUGACCAGUGUGAGACGACGAGGAGAGAGGCAGCAGCUUCCUGAUAAUCCAGAGAGGAUUGAUUAUUCCUGUUCUGUCCUGGGCUCUGAGGGCUUUAACUCAGGGACUCACAGCUGGGAUGUCGAGGUUGGUGAUAAUACAGGGUGGGGACUAGGUGUGUUAGCAGAAUCUGUGCAGAGGAAGGGAAGUGUACGGUCUGGAUUAUGGGGAAUAGGGUUCUAUGAAGGUAAAUACUCAUCAUUUUCACCAUCAGCUCCACCCACUGCUCUCUCAGUAGAGAAGAAGCUCCAGAGGAUCAGAGUGAAUCUGGACUGGAACAGAGGAAAGCUGUCGUUCUCUGAUCCUGAUACUAACACACACAUACACACCUUCACACACACUUUCACUCACAGGAUGUUUCCAUAUAUUUGGUCUGGUAAAUUGAACGUGUUGCCAUUGAAGGUGUCAGUGUCAGUGGAGCAGAUGAGUUGAGGAUGAUGAUAUUUCUAAUGUUGUUUCCUGUCAGUGAAUUGAAGUUUUUAAACUGCAGCUUGGUUUCUUUCUGUUCCGAAAGCUUCACAAACAAGUGUAAAAAUCACUAAAAAAGUGUCAUAAUUCAGCCACAUUAUGUGUCAGAUGACAUGGAGUAGAGAGUUUGAAGUUCUCUUUGGUCACCCUUGUUAUUACACCUGAGACAGAGUAAUAGCCUCAACAUCCAGUGUUAUAAGAGAUUUAUAGUGCUAAAGCUAAAGCACUCUUUUCUUUGUAUACUUUGGCUAAUAGUAGCUUUACUUAAAAAUGUAUAAAUGAAAUACAAUAUGAGAAUAUAAUGGUAAAUUAUAUAAUGGUAAGUCUAAUAAUAACCCUUUCACUAUAAUGCCUGGCUAGAAACGGCCUUGAGAGAAAUGAGGGUGUGUGCAGCGAAUAAAAAAACACAACACACUCUGAUAUCUGAAUACCUAACUCCUAUGGCAUGAUACAUUAGCUAAUAAAAAGGAAUUGUAUUGGGUAAAUUGCCAUUGACAAACAGUUUCAAAGAGAAAAUGUGUUUGGAUUAAUGCCCUAAUGAAAUAUAAAUGUGUUGGAAUUUCUAUAUUAAUAACAGAAAGAAAAUGUAAAUAGGUAUUGCAAUGAAAUAACCUUAAUUAAAAGCAGGUGAAAGGUCAGGGAGGUAAACAGAUGUUACUGGAUGGCUAGAUAUAGGUGGAGAUGGUGGAGUCUUGAUAGAGCAUAAAUUGAGGAGCACAGAGGCAUCUUUGUCAGUCUCCUGCAUCCUGCAAGAUGAGCAGUUAAAGGACUGAAGUUCCCCAUUGGAAAUUCCAGCAGAGAUACCGAAGUGACUGACGGCUGCUCCAAUCUGUAGACUUACAAAUUGGACUUGGCUCUAUCUUUGCUCAUCUUCAUCGUUGCCAUGUUGGAUUAUAAUUCUGUGAAAGAUUUGGAUUUCCAUUAUUCUCCGCGUGGAUGGACAGCUUCUACUUUUUGUUUGUAUGUAUUGUCUUAGGGUCUAUUUUACUUUUCUUUUUUUUUUU